AUGAACGAGACGAAGAAAAUCUACGACUCCGCCGUUGUCACAUGGAAGAGGAGCCGCAUCGUUCGUGCCAAGGUUCGCGACCUUUACAAAUCGGGCCGUCUCAAUGUCCAAGACCUCUCCGUUCGGUACGACAGGUCGCCAGCAACCAUCGCCGCCAUCAUCGACAAUGACCAUAUGCGCGUGUGCCGUAAGCCGCUCGACAAGGAGCGGUUCAGAGAUAAUCUAGAAGAAGAUGCACAUUACGGAGGUUUGGACGAGCAUGAUCGGUCUAUGCGUACUGACGAGACGGAUUGGAGGGCUUUCAUGGCGACGAGGGAGAAGCCUCAGGUGCCUGGACCGAUGGUUGGCCUUUCCUCUGCCCAAGAGAUGCAAACAGCCCCUGGUGUACACACUGGUACCCUAAAUGCUGCUCAUAAUAUCCAAACUCAGGGAACCGAAUUAAUCGAGAACGCUCCAAGUAAUGUUAUGCCUCCCAGCUCGCAAAACCUUCCCGCAGCCGAACCCAUUGUCGUCCUCGAAGGUGGAAAAGAUCAGGUAAACGCUAGGCCUCGUCGCGAGCGGCACCCAGUUCAGAAAGAAAUUUGGUCGGUUCCCCGAGCCGCCCAACCUGCCCCUCCUCCAUCGACAUCUCGUGCACCUCCUACUGUACAGGGCUCGAGCUAUAAUCCCCACUUCCUGCCUGCUUCUGCGUCAACCAGCAGCCACGCCUAUCCGAGUCGCGCAUACAGCCAAGUCGUAGAGCCCGUAGAGCCCGUGUCGAGCGACCCAAUCAGUCUCUUUGUGAUAUCGCACGGCCUUAUGGAAUAUCACGCCCACAUCCUUCGGUCCGUCAUCGGGAUACAUACCAAGGAGGAACUUGAGGAGUGUAAGAGGAUGACCACGUCGACGUUAGAUGCGGUGAUGGGUAAGAGGUUGAUGGGGAAGAGUGUCUCGCCGUUCGAGUACAUGAAACUGAGGGACGCGUUCAUCAGAGAGAGGGAGUUGAGUAUUUGA
Stereum hirsutum FP-91666 SS1 is the source of this 993-nucleotide messenger RNA. RefSeq lists its product as uncharacterized. NCBI's taxonomy places the organism in Eukaryota, Fungi, Basidiomycota, Agaricomycetes, Russulales, Stereaceae. The coding region runs from base 1 to 993 and encodes 330 amino acids. The record is from RefSeq and is a predicted model, not a curated record. The transcript has 6 exons.